Penicillium oxalicum is the source of this 2385-nucleotide messenger RNA. Its product is annotated as mitochondrial intermediate peptidase. The transcript has a single exon. Gene Ontology annotation, molecular function: metalloendopeptidase activity. NCBI's taxonomy places the organism in Eukaryota, Fungi, Ascomycota, Eurotiomycetes, Eurotiales, Aspergillaceae. Gene Ontology annotation, biological process: peptide metabolic process. The record is from RefSeq and is a predicted model, not a curated record. Bases 1 to 2385 code for a protein of 794 amino acids. Gene Ontology annotation, cellular component: mitochondrion.
AUGCUUCGCCCUCUUGGGCGCAGACCUUGGACGUGUCGCAAGUGUCUGUCUUCCCAGCGAUCACGAACCUUCGAAAGCGCUGCCUCGACAAUCCCACGAGCCCAUACAAGUUACAUCCCAGCCGACCAUGGCGCCUCGGGGAAGAAAGCCGAUGAUGACACCUUACGACGGGUCUUCGACUCUCGACAAUUUUGGAAGGACUUCUCAUACAAGCGUGGUUUAGGGUCAAAGCGGACGGGGUUGGUUCAGAAUCAAUACCUCACCAGCCCAGAAGGAUUUCGUCAUUUUGCCAAUGUCUCGCUGCAGAAAUGCCAGGCUAUUGUGACAAAAGUCUUGCAAGCGUCUACCUUGGAUGAAUACCGGGCGCUUGCACGGAACCUCGAUCGACUGAGCGACCUUCUGUGUCGUGUGAUCGAUCUGUCCGACUUUAUUCGGACCAUCCAUGCAGACCCUCAAAUACAGGAAGCUGCGACGCAGGCGUACGCACUCAUGUUCGAGUAUAUGAAUGUUCUGAACACGACCACCGGUCUGCAUGACCAGCUGAGCAAGGCGAUCGCGAACCCGGACGUGACUUCACAUUGGACCGAGGCCGAGACUAUUGUGGCGCAGAUUCUGAUGAAGGACUUUACCAAUUCUGCCAUCCACAUGCCACCAAGUGAAAGACAGCGAUUUGUCAACCUGUCGAACGAUAUCAGCCAGGUUGGCUCGGACUUUUUUGGAGGUGCAGAGCCCGCCAAAUCCCAGGUGGUCUUCAGCGCCAACAGCCUCCAGGGACUAGAUCCGCUGAUGGUGCAGCGGAUCAAGAAAUGGAACAACAAAGCCCCCGUACCGACUGCGGGUAUCGUCCCUCGACUUGUGCUCCGGUCUGUGAGGGAUGAGGCAGUUCGGAAGGAAGUUUAUCUUGCGACCCGCACGUCAAGCUCUCGACAGAUCCAUCGCUUGGAGAAACUCUUGAUGAAGAGAUCGGAGCUGGCUCAACUCUCCGGGUACAGUAGCUUUGCCAACAUGACCCUCAGUGAUAAAAUGGCCAAAACCCCCGAAGCAGUCUCAAAUUUCCUGACGUCUCUGAUUUCGAGCAAUCGGGGUCUUGUGAGCGAAGAGCUGGCCCAGCUGCAACAGAUGAAGGGUGGCGCCCUGCAGCCCUGGGACCAUGCGUACUAUGUGCACAAGCGCGUGAUGGAGUACUCCCAAGCCCGCCGGUCGCGCGAGUUGAGCGCCGUUCCUGAGUUCUUCUCCCUCGGGACGGUCAUGCAGGGCCUGUCGCGGCUUUUUGACCGUCUCUACGGCGUUCGACUGGUACCGCAAGAGACGGCUGCCGGAGAGACCUGGCAUCCAGAUGUCCGCCGGCUGGAUGUGGUGAACGAGGCGGAGCAGCACAUCGCCGUGGUCUACUGCGAUCUGUUUUCGCGACCCGGCAAGCAUCCGAAUCCUGCGCACUUUACACUCCGCUGUUCGCGCGAGAUUUUGGCGGAUGAGGUCGCCGAAUGCGCCUCGAUGGAUGGAUCCGUGCAUCCCAACGACGGCAUGGCCACUGCCGUUGACCCCAAGACCAAUACGCUGCGCCAAUUGCCCACCAUCGCUCUGGUGUGUGAUUUCCAAGAACCUGCGCCCAAUGCCUCCGGACGCCCAACUCUGCUGAGCGAGCAGAGCGUGCGCACUCUAUUCCACGAAAUGGGUCAUGCGGUCCAUUCGAUUCUGGGCCAGACGCCUCUCCAAUCCAUCUCCGGCACUCGAUGCUCGACCGACUUUGCCGAGCUCCCCUCGGUACUGAUGGAGAGCUUUGCGACCGCACCCGAAGUCUUGGCCCUGUAUGCUCGGCAUUGGCAAACCGACGAGCCCCUGUCGGAGAGCAUGAUGCGGAGCAUGGACCAGGACCGUCAGGCACACGGCUCCAUCUACGGGGCCGUUGAGAACGAGGCACAGAUUCUGAUGGCGCUGGUGGAUCAGGCGUACCAUUCCAUUCCUUGCGAUCAGGCCGCCAAGGGGAUCGACACGACCGAGAUCUAUCACCGGGUGUUCAACCAGUACUCCAGCCUGCCCGAACCUGACGAGAUUCGGCCACGCACCUCCUGGCAAGGUUUCUUUGGACAUCUGUACGGCUAUGGCGCUACCUACUACAGCUACAUCUUUGACCGGGCGAUCGCCAACAAGAUCUGGCAGGACGUCUUUCUGUCCGGGCAGGCUGCAGUGGACCGUUCCGCUGGAGAACGAUACAAGAACGAAGUACUCCGUUGGGGCGGUGGCCGCACCGGGUGGGAAUGUGUUGCCGGAGUCCUUGGAGAGAACAAUCCUUCGAAUGCGGAUGGGCGAUUGGUGGAAGGUCGUGAUGAAGCCAUGCGCGAGGUUGGCCGUUGGGGUCUUGGACGAGACGGUGUGUCUGGCUAG